AUGAAAAUGGCGACUACUCUGCAACUGACGACGGACUUCUCCAAACCAAUAAUUGUGGUGAAACCCUCUCUUGAAUUCGCAAGCACUCCUCGUCAUUGCCGAACCUCUCUAUCUCUGCCUCGCUUCAAUAAUAUUGCUAGAGCUUCCUCUUCCUCGUCUGAUUCUUCGCUGGUGAGUCGCAGACAUUUUGUUUCCGAGACUGCGGCGCUGUCUCUGACCCUCACUACUCUGCCGUUGUUUGGAUCCGUACAACCGGCCAAGUCGGAAGAGUCCGCCCUUUCCGAGUGGGAGAAAGUGUCCCUUCCUAUCGACCCCGGCGUCGUCCUUCUAGACAUUGCUUUUGUGCCCGAGGACCCUAAGCACGGUUUUCUUUUGGGGACCAGGCAAACCAUUUUAGAGACAAAGGAUGGUGGAGACACUUGGGUUCCACGUUCAAUUCCGUCAGCUGAAGACGAAGAUUUCAACUACAGAUUCAAUUCCAUUAGCUUCAAAGGGAAGGAGGGUUGGAUUGUUGGAAAACCUGCAAUUUUGUUGCACACUUCUGAUUCUGGAAACAGCUGGGAAAGGAUACCGCUAAGCUCUCAGCUUCCUGGAGAUAUGGUUUAUAUAAAGGCAACUGGUGAGAAGAGUGCAGAGAUGGUGACUGACGAAGGUGCAAUUUAUAUUACAUCAAAUAGAGGCUACAACUGGAAGGCUGCUGUUCAGGAGACUGUUUCAGCUACUCUUAAUAGAACAGUUUCUAGUGGCAUUAGCGGUGCAAGUUACUACACAGGAACUUUUAAUUCAGUGAACCGCUCACCUGAUGGAAACUAUGUGGCUGUCUCAAGCCGUGGUAACUUCUAUCUUGGGAGCCUUGGUGAGCUGGCUGUGCUCCCACGGCUCCCACGCAGCAAUUUCAUGUGGGAUAUGCACAAAGCACUCAUGUUAACUCCAUUCUGGCAGCCACAUAACAGAACGAUUGCAAGAAGAAUUCAAAACAUGGGUUGGAGAGCUGACGGUGGUCUUUGGCUUCUUGUUCGUGGAGGAGGACUUUAUCUGAGUAAAGGUACAGGGUUAACAGAGGAGUUUGAAGAAGUUCCAGUCCAAAGCCGGGGUUUUGGCAUUCUUGAUGUUGGGUACCGAUCAAAGGAUGAAGCUUGGGCAGCUGGGGGGAGUGGGAUUUUGUUGCGAACUACCAAUGGUGGCAAGACAUGGACCCGUGACAAAGCAGCUGACAACAUUGCAGCAAAUCUAUACUCUGUAAAGUUUAUCGAUGACACUACAGGAUUUGUGCUGGGAAACGAUGGGGUCUUGCUUCGGUAUCUUGGAUGA
Molecule: messenger RNA, 1311 nt
Organism: Prunus armeniaca (apricot)
Lineage: Eukaryota; Viridiplantae; Streptophyta; Magnoliopsida; Rosales; Rosaceae
Source: the annotation of a GenBank genome assembly